GACGUCACUGCGGCGCGCCGUUUCCGGUCCCCGGCGCCGGAGCGAAUGACUUACCCCUCCGUGGGGCCGGACCCGGGCUCACCGCGACCCCCGGGAGCCCACGAUCGCGCGGCGCCAGCCGGCGAGUACAUCAGCACCAGCAUCCCACCCGCCCCCGGGACCAUGGCCACUGACUCGUGGGCCCUGGCAGUGGAUGAGCAGGAAGCGGCGGCCGAGUCGUUGAGCAACUUGCAUCUUAAGGAAGAGAAAAUCAAACCAGAUGCCAAUGGUGCUGUUGUCAAGACCAAUGCUAAUGCAGAGAAGACAGAUGAAGAAGAGAAAGAGGACAGAGCUGCGCAGUCCUUACUCAACAAGCUGAUCAGAAACAACCUGGUCGAUAACAGAAACCAAGUGGAAGUCCUGCAGCGGGACCCAAACUCCCCCCUCUACUCAGUGAAGUCCUUCGAGGAGCUCCGGCUGAAGCCGCAGCUUCUUCAGGGAGUCUACGCCAUGGGCUUCAACCGUCCAUCCAAGAUACAAGAGAACGCAUUGCCUUUGAUGCUUGCUGAGCCCCCACAGAACUUAAUUGCCCAGUCUCAAUCUGGUACUGGUAAAACAGCUGCCUUUGUGUUGGCCAUGCUCAGCCAUGUAGAAGCUGCAAACAGAUACCCACAGUGUCUGUGCCUCUCCCCAACGUAUGAGCUUGCCCUCCAAACGGGAAAAGUAAUUGAGCAGAUGGGCAAAUUUUACCCUGAACUGAAGCUAGCUUAUGCUGUUCGAGGCAAUAAAUUGGAAAGGGGUCAGAAGAUCAGUGAGCAGAUUGUCAUUGGCACCCCCGGAACUGUUCUGGACUGGUGCGCCAAGCUCAAGUUCAUUGACCCCAAGAAGAUCAAGGUGUUUGUUCUGGAUGAGGCUGACGUGAUGAUAGCUACUCAGGGCCAUCAAGAUCAGAGCAUCCGCAUCCAAAGGAUGCUGCCCAGGAACUGCCAGAUGCUGCUUUUCUCUGCCACCUUCGAAGACUCUGUAUGGAAAUUUGCCCAGAAAGUGGUCCCAGACCCCAACAUCAUCAAACUGAAGCGUGAGGAGGAGACACUGGACACCAUCAAGCAGUACUACGUGCUGUGCAAUAACAGAGAUGAGAAGUUCCAGGCCUUGUGUAACCUGUACGGGGCCAUCACCAUUGCUCAAGCCAUGAUCUUCUGCCAUACCCGCAAAACAGCCAGUUGGCUGGCAGCAGAGCUCUCCAAAGAAGGCCACCAGGUGGCCCUGCUGAGCGGCGAAAUGAUGGUGGAGCAGAGGGCUGCGGUGAUCGAGCGCUUCCGAGAGGGCAAAGAGAAGGUGCUGGUGACCACCAACGUGUGUGCCCGCGGCAUCGACGUUGAGCAGGUGUCGGUCGUCAUCAACUUCGACCUUCCAGUGGACAAGGACGGGAACCCGGACAACGAGACCUACCUGCACCGGAUCGGGCGCACUGGCCGCUUCGGCAAGAGGGGCCUGGCCGUGAACAUGGUGGACAGCAAGCACAGCAUGAACAUCCUCAACAGAAUCCAGGAGCAUUUUAACAAGAAAAUAGAAAGAUUGGACACGGAUGAUUUGGACGAGAUUGAGAAAAUAGCCAACUGAGAAGCCCCACCAGUCCCUGGUGCCCACCCUUGGCACCCCCACUACAUGGCAGACUAGUGCUUUCACGUAGAGGCCUCAACCGUCACCAUGAAGAUGAAGGCACACGUAGAGAGAAACUACCUACCUCAUUUUAAAUUACGUUUGGACUCAACAGAAAUUGUGCAAAUGAUGGGGGAAGGUAGAAACAAUUGUUGACACAACUUUUGAAGAUUAGGCGUGAAUACACAGAAAUUUACCUUUUGGAAA
Molecule: messenger RNA, 1848 nt
Organism: Phyllostomus hastatus (greater spear-nosed bat)
Lineage: Eukaryota; Metazoa; Chordata; Mammalia; Chiroptera; Phyllostomidae
Product: ATP-dependent RNA helicase DDX19B
Exons: 12
Coding region: 46-1602 (518 amino acids)
Biological process (GO): poly(A)+ mRNA export from nucleus
Cellular component (GO): nucleus; cytoplasmic stress granule
Molecular function (GO): RNA helicase activity; RNA binding; ATP binding
Source: RefSeq, a predicted model, not a curated record